Messenger RNA from Caenorhabditis angaria, 1690 nucleotides. The record is from the annotation of a GenBank genome assembly. Lineage: Eukaryota; Metazoa; Nematoda; Chromadorea; Rhabditida; Rhabditidae.
UUGCAUAUUUUUUUGACAAAAGGACUUACAAAGGUAAGAUUUUUUCUGUUCAUCGCCCACUGUCCAAUUCUAUUUUAGGAAAAGAAAAUAUUGCGCGAUGUAAGUAGUCCAACAUUGAAAAAUAAUGAAUCUGUACUUUCAAUUGGAACAACUAGUACAGUGAGUAUUAUUAUAUUGUAUAUUAAAUAAAUUGAUAUUUUCUAUUUUAGAGCAUUCAUCAAGAAGUUAAUGACGAUCACAAGAUACACAGAGAUACGCCUCAAAAAAAGUAUAGUUCUGAGUUUUCAAUUUCAUAUUCCAAAACAAAAAAUUUCAGACAAUCAAUUUUCCGACGACUUGCAAAGAUUGUCAGUUCAGAUGAUGUUAUUCAUACAAUGACAUCGUCUUCAAAUCGAGCACCAAUUUUAGAAGAAAAAGUAUCACGAGAAGAAAUUUUUGAAUUAAUUGAAGUACCACCAGAUUCUCCUACUUUACAAUCAAAUCAAUUCAGUUUUUUGAAACGGCUCAAAAGUACAAUCACUCAUGUUGAUAGGUUAGUUUCAUGGAAUUUCUUUAUUAAUUACUUUUUGUCGUGAUUCCCUAAUUAAUCUGAUUCACAUUUAGAUGGUAUGUGUGCAGUGAACAAACAGAUUUGCCUAUGGCAAUAUUUUCUUAUAUACCAUUUGGUAGUGAAUAUGGUGAUCCUUUGUCGUCGUCUUUUGGUAAUAAUAUGUUUCGUGGUAAAUUUAAACGUUCAAAAUCGAUUUUCGGAAGGUUAAUAACACACAAAACUCGAUUAAUAGUCUAUUAAAAUUCAAAUUUUAGUGCUGAUCGAAUUCGUCAUCAUCAGUCAUUUGAAGAACUUCGUCCAUAUAUUUUUCGUGAAGCUGAAGAUUAUAUCAGUUUGAUAAUAAAUCGAAAAAAGCGAAAUCCUUCUCCAUUUUUCACUCUUUAUGAUAAACCAAGAUCAGCUCGGGAUAGAAAAGAAAGUUUUCGAGGUGAAUUAUCGGAAGAUAUUUAUCCGGGUAGUAUUGAUAUUCCACAAUCAAUUUUCAAUCGAGAUUCGUGUAGUGAAAAAGGCGCAUCUUUGGAAGAAAAAUAUGAAGAUAUAAUGAAUCGAAUUGAAGAAAAUGAUGAAGAUGAAUAUUAUGAUCCAAAAGCAUUUGAUGAUUUGGCAAAAGGAAAACGAACUGUUAUUCGGCUUAAUUUCUUUAUUGUAAGUAUUUUUCCAGUUUAUUGAUUUUCCUAAUUUUUUCAGGCAAGUACUAUUCAUUUGACACCAAGUGAACGAACAAAAACAGCGAUAAAUGAGGAUUUCGCUUCAAAAUAUCCAUAUAUCCAUCUGACUUUGAGUAAACUGAAAAGUAUCAAACGAGAAAUGCUUCAAUUAGCAAAAUUGCAUUUUGUUGAUUAUCAUACUCUUGCAAUUGCAUAUGUUUAUUUUGAGAAAAUAAUAACACAAGGACUUAUUUCAAAAGAUAAUCGAAAAUGUGUUGCUGGAGCAAGUCUUUUAGUUGCCAUGAAAUUAAAUGAUUAUAGUAAAACAACAAUAUUAGAAUAUAUUGAAAAUGCUGAAAAUCAAUUAAGAGAAUCAAGAAGUGACAUUUUAUCAUACGAGUUGCCUUUAUGUUCUGCUUUAAAGUUCAAAUUAAAUCCGCCAUUGGAAGAAUUAGAAAGUCAUUUAGAUAAAUUGAAAUUCGAAUAUUACUAA